Molecule: messenger RNA, 2552 nt
Organism: Notechis scutatus (mainland tiger snake)
Lineage: Eukaryota; Metazoa; Chordata; Lepidosauria; Squamata; Elapidae
Product: keratin, type II cytoskeletal 4-like
Biological process (GO): keratinization; intermediate filament organization
Cellular component (GO): keratin filament
Molecular function (GO): structural constituent of skin epidermis
Source: RefSeq, a predicted model, not a curated record
GCCUUGCUGUCAUAGGGGCUCAGUUGUAUUCUGAACUGGGAACACCUUGCUUGAAAAAGUCACUGCCACCAGCCAGCUAUCCCCUAAUCACCAUGUCUCGUCAGUCUUGUGGGAUAAGCGUGUCAGGAGGGAACAAGGGAUUCAGCUCCAGCUCAGCUUGCUUCUCAGGUGGACAAAGAAUGAGCUUCAACAGCGUUUCCACAAACCGUGGAUGUUCUGUCCGUAGUGGAGGGGGAGGUGCUGCUUUUGGCAGCAGAAGCCUAUAUAAUCUUAAUCAAGGGGGCAACAAGAGAAUCUCCUAUGGUGGAGUUGGCAGUGGCUUCGGUGGAGGUUUUGGUGGGGGUUGUGGCCAAGGGGGUGGAAGCUUUGGAGUUGGUGGUGGUUUUGGUGCCGGAUUUGGAGCUGGAGGUGGCUUUGGUGGGGGCUUUCAAGCUUGCCCACCGGGAGGCAUCAGGGAGGUGACUAUCAACCAGCAUCUCCUGCAGCCUCUCAAUUUGGAGAUAGAUCCAGAGAUCCAGAAAGUGAGGGUAGAAGAGAGAGAGCAGAUCAAGACCCUUAACAACAAGUUUGCCUCCUUCAUUGACAAGGUUCGUUUUCUAGAGCAACAAAAUAAAGUAUUGGAGACCAAGUGGAAACUCUUGCAAGAACAGGGCCAUGGCACUGGUGGUCAAAAAAAUCUGGACCAAUUCUUUGAGGCUUAUAUCAACAACUUAAGGAGGCAGCUGGAUGGUCUUCUGAAUGAGAGGCGAGGACUUGACUCAGAACUGAAAAACUUCCAAGAUCUUGUGGAGGAUUUCAAAAACAAAUAUGAAGAAGAGAUUAACAAGCGAACUGCAGCAGAGAAUGAUUUUGUGCUCUUGAAAAAGGAUGUAGAUGCUGCUUACAUGAACAAAGUGGAACUGCAGGCAAAACUGGAUUCCCUAACAGAUGAAGUCAACUUCUUGAGGUGUCUGUAUGAAGCUGAACUGAACCAGAUGCAGCAAAGUGUUUCUGAUACCUCCGUUGUCCUUCAAAUGGACAACAACCGGAACUUGGACUUGAAUAGCAUCAUUGCUGAGGUUAAAGCUCAAUAUGAGGACAUUGCCCAGAAGAGCCGGGCAGAAGCGGAAUCUUGGUAUCAGGGCAAGUAUGAAGAACUGCAGGUGUCAGCUGGGAGAUAUGGUGACAAUCUACGAAAUACCAAGACUGAGAUUGCUGAGCUGAACCGGACAAUUCAGAGGAUGCGAGCUGAAAUAGAAAAUGUGAAGAGACAGUGUGAGAAGCUGCAGGCUUCUAUUGCAGAAGCUGAGGAACGUGGCGAGUUGGCAAUCAAGGAUGCCAGAGAUAAGCUCUCUCAUCUAGAGGAAGCUUUGCAGAAGUCUAAGGAAGAGAUGGCCCGUCUCUUGAAGGAGUACCAGGAGCUGAUGAGCGUUAAGUUGGCACUUGAUAUUGAAAUUGCUACUUACAGGAAAUUGCUGGAAGGAGAGGAAAGCAGAAUGUCUGGAGAGUGCCAAAGUGCCGUGAGCGUCUCUGUGAUAGGCUCUUCCAUGAGUUCUUCUGGUGGAGGAAUCGGUGGUAGCUACGGAGGAGGAUCAUGCUUUGGAGGAGCAUCUGGUGGUUUUGGUGGCUUCAGUUCUGGAAGUGGGAGAGGCGUAUGCAGCAUAGGUGGUGGCUCUGUAGGAGGAGGGUAUGGAGGAGGGUAUUCCUCUAGCUGUGGAAGUGCCAUUGUGAAAAAAACUACUACCUCCUCCUCUUCCUCCUUCAUGAGUACAGGCAGGAAGUAACCAGUAACAGAUGCAAUGACAGCCCAUUGCUGGAUCAAAGAAACAUUCUUCUGAUGACCUUCACCAAGCAUACCCAACCCAACCUUGGCAUCUUUCAGAGAAAAGAACUUUGUCUCUUACAACCACUGUGUCUGUUUUCUCAGAAUAUAUCUAGAUCUUGCAUUCUUUGUCCUUGACUCAUUAUUACAUUUCAUGCCCAACUAUUCAUCCAAACCAAUCAGUCAUAAUAACAAAGGCAAAACAUGUUCGGGCUAUGUUUGCAUAAACUAAAAUAACAAACAUAGUUUCACUUCAUAGAACUUUAUGUCAAGUAUGUGUGCUUAUAUUGAUCAAUACACACAUUGUUGAGUGAUAGGAGUACAGAUUCUGUGUUGCUCCAACAGGGAGAACCAUUUCCCUAUUUCCAAAACUCUGGGAUAUUUUUCUUGGUCUUUUUCUCCAUGGUCAACUGAGGAAGGCCUGGAACAGGUUUAGAUAGGAGUGGAAAAGUUUUUGAUUAUAGUGCACAAAGCCAGGGUUAAGUUCUAUUUUAGGGCCUUAUCAUUUCAGUGAAAAAAAGAUUAAGCACUUAUUGAGAACAUGUCCAUUUAAGAAAAAAUAAUGUGGAAUCUUCACAGAUUUAACUUUGUCUGAAUUAUGCCCCAUUUUCCUUCUUUCCUUCCUUCCUUCUUUCCUUUUCUUUCUUUCUCUGUGGCACUGAAAACUUCUUUGCUCAGUUUAGUUUUUGAGUUGAUUCUCUUUUAUGGGUGUAUGACUAUCUGCAUCUCAAUAAAACCUCAGUCAAGAGUC